Molecule: messenger RNA, 13998 nt
Organism: Pantherophis guttatus
Lineage: Eukaryota; Metazoa; Chordata; Lepidosauria; Squamata; Colubridae
Source: RefSeq, a predicted model, not a curated record
GGGCGACGUUACUAGUCUUCAGUGGGUAGUGAUCUUGCCGCCAUUUUGGACUUCCUUUUCUCCUCCCCCCUCCCCUUCUCCUUCCUUACAGCACUCGAAAGAAGCAGCGACUGAGCGGAGAGCUCUUGGUGCGCUUUCUUUCCCCUCCUUGCCGUCUCACUUGGCGAUCCGUACGGUUGGAAAACUCGAGCUAUGUCCGCCAACAGGAACCUGAAGCAAGUGAGGAUCGAGAACAGUUCUCCGGCGUCGGCACCUCCGAUGAGCAUGGUGGGCGGCGGCCCGAUGAAGGCGCUGAGAGGUUUGGAGAAGCCGUCCGAGAACGAAGCUUUGGCCGCCGCUCUGGCGAUGGCGAAGCAGGAAGAGGAGGGAAGCGGCGGAGGCUUUACGGUCGACAUUAAGAGCUUCCUCAAGCCCGGCGAGAAGAGCUAUACGCAAAGAUGCCGCCUCUUCGUCGGGAACCUUCCCACCGACAUCACCGAGGAGGACUUUAAACGCCUUUUUGAGCGCUACGGGGAGCCCAGCGAGGUCUUCAUUAACCGCGACCGCGGCUUCGGCUUCAUCCGCCUGGAGUCCAGGACCUUGGCUGAAAUAGCAAAGGCAGAACUUGAUGGAACAGUUUUAAAGAGCAGGCCACUCCGAAUUCGAUUUGCCACCCAUGGAGCUGCUUUAACAAUUAAGAAUCUUUCACCAGUUGUUUCCAAUGAGCUUUUGGAACAAGCUUUCUCUCAGUUUGGGCCUGUGGAAAGAGCGGUUGUUGUCGUAGAUGAUCGUGGUAGAGCAACAGGCAAAGGUUUUGUGGAAUUUGCUGCAAAGCCUCCAGCGCGUAAAGCUCUAGAAAGAUGUGGUGAUGGCGCAUUCUUGCUUACAACAACACCUAGACCUGUUCUUGUUGAACCUAUGGAACAAUUUGAUGACGAAGAUGGUUUGCCUGAGAAAUUAAUGCAAAAAACACAACAGUACCAUAAGGAGAGAGAACAGCCCCCACGUUUUGCCCAACCUGGAACAUUUGAAUUUGAAUAUGCUUCACGAUGGAAAGCUCUUGAUGAAAUGGAAAAACAACAGCGGGAACAAGUUGAUAGAAAUAUUAGAGAAGCUAAGGAGAAGCUAGAAGCAGAAAUGGAAGCAGCUCGACAUGAGCAUCAGUUAAUGUUGAUGAGACAAGAUCUUAUGAGGCGUCAGGAAGAACUGAGACGUUUAGAAGAACUUCGAAACCAAGAGUUACAGAAAAGAAAGCAGAUACAAUUAAGGCAUGAAGAAGAGCAUAGGAGACGUGAAGAAGAGAUGCUGCGUCAGAGAGAACAGGAGGAACUGAGGAGACAGCAAGAAGGUUUCAAGCCAAAUUUCAUGGAUACUAGAGAACAGGAAAUGAGAAUGGGUGAUAUGGGUCCUCGUGGAGCAUUAAACAUGGGAGAUGCCUUUAGCCCAGCACCUGCUGGAAACCAAGGUCCUCCUCCUCCACCUCCAAUGAUGAGUAUGACUAUGAACAACAGAGGGACAAUGCCUGGCCCAGCAAUGGGUCCAGGUCCUUCGUUGGGGCCAGAAGGAGCUACAAACAUUGGAACCCCAAUGAUGCCAGAUAAUGGAACUGUGCAUUCUGAGAGAUUUCCUCAAGGAGGCCCACCACAAAUGGGUUCACCUAUGGUUAAUAGACCAGGCUCUGAAACUCCUCAGCCAGCUCUGGGUGGUGUAGGUGCCGUCAAUAGUGGACCCAGUGGCUUUGGUAGAGGAAAUCCUGGGGGCAGCUUUGAAGGACCUAACAAGCGUCGCAGAUAUUGAAACAUUCAUUUUUGUACUCUUGUGAAAUUGAAUGAAUGACUAUCUGGUGUUAUAACUCUAUAUAAUUUCAACUGUUACUUUUGAAUGGUUUUACUGUUAAUAUAGACAUUAACCUUUUUUGUAAACUAUAUAGACAUUUUCUUUUUGUAUUUAGUCAUAGGCUUAGGAUAGUGUAGAAUUAACGCACUUCAUUUUGUACAUCAAUUGUUUGUGACUGCCACAAAAUAUAAUGUGACCAUGCUGUGAAAUUUGUGAGUUACACGCUUACAAUAAAAUAACAGUUUAAAUGAUUUUGAAACACUGCUAUGAAUACUAUCUUUAAAUUUAACUGUAAGUAUCCAUAAUUAUUUUUCUUUGACAAUGCCUAUCUUUUCUUUGGGGGGGUGGGGUGGAUCUGCUUUUAUCCAUUGUAAUUGUAUGAAAAUAAAAAUUCAGCUUGCAAUACAUAGAAAAAGUUGGGGUUAAUGCAGCUUUAGAAAAUAUGAAACUAUUGGUAAGCCAAUAUAGAUUUGUGUUUUUUUAAUCAAAUGUUAUUUUUCAACAACAUGUAUAAAUCUCUUUGCAAUGGGAUUGUUAUCGUAAUGUAAUCCUAUGUUCAAGUUCAAAUAAACAUUUUGAGCCUUGAAAACCUACAAGUAGUGAAUAUUCACCUAUGAUCUUAACUAGAUUAUGAAUGGAAAUAAUUUCAAAGGACACAAAUUUCAUCAUUUAAUGGAUUAUUACUGCUAUUUGCAUUUGUGCUUCCUCUGAAGCGGAUUUAUAAAAUAUAUUCAAAGUGUUCUUUUUCCCCCAAACACAUUUUCUUUUAUAAAAAAUGUAUUUGCUAGUUUCCUGUCUUUCAAUAUUAAAGAAAAUGUUAUGUUUAUCAAAUUCUGGAAACAUUAGCAACUACUAGCACUUAAUAAUUUUGGUAGGCAAAAUAUUUUCAGUUUAGCACUUCAUUUAAAUAUGUAAUUUUUUUAUAUUCUUCCUAGAUGAAAAGUUCCCCUUUUAAAUCGCCUAUGCUAUCUGGAAAUAAAAAUAUAAAUAGAAAACUAUCCCAGAACUUGUUAUAUAAUGCAUGUUAAAUGUAUAAAAAAACCAAGAUUUUAAUAUAUACUAGUAUAAUUAUAGUAUCAUGAAAGCAUUUCGUAUUGGAUAUUUAUUUUGUUUUAUUUUGACCACUGUAUGGGCAAAUCAAGUAUAUUAGAGAUACACAGGAAACAGCUGUUACUGCAUAAGCAUAGCAUGGAGCCGUGAUGACUCACUGGUUAGAAUGCAGUAUUGCAGACUAAUUCACUGCUCACUGCCAGGAGUUUGAUUCUGACCGGCUCAAGAUUGACUCACCCUUCCAUCCUUCUGGGGUCAGUAAAAUGAGCACCCAGAUUGUUGGGGGCAAUAUGCUGAUUCUAUAAACCACCUAGAGCAGGGUGUUAAACUCAAGGUUAGGGUUAGUGUGCUUAGAUCUGGCCCGCAGGGCUGCCUUGGAAACAAGUGAAGGACUGGGCCAUGGUGCCUCUGCCAAUGAAAACAGCUCAGGAGGGCCGCCUGAGCUCCAUUUUCUCUGGCAGAGGGUUGCAGGAGGCCAUCACAGCUGAAAACGGAGCUUGGGAGCCUGUUUUCUCUGGCAGAACGCUCAGGCUACUGCCGGCACCCUCGACACAAGUGACAGCUGGCCAUGUCCACCUUGGCCAUGCCCACUCUGGCCCCCCCAAGGUCAAACAUAACCCUGAUGUGGCCCUCAAUGAAAUUGAGUUAUAUCGAGACACCCCUGACCUAGAGAGUGCUGUAAAGCACUAUGAAGUGGUAUAUAAGUCUUAAGUGCUACUCCUAUUUCAUGUUAUAUGAGUGGACUAAAGUAUAUGGUUAAACAUAUUUAUUGCCAGUGCAAAUUUGAUAAGAUUAUUGUAAAGAAACAAGAUGGGAGCUUUCUCUGAUCCCAUAUUUAUAUGAAGCUAAAAGAUUUGCCUAGGAUAUAAAGAUGGGUGUGGAGCAAAUGAUUAUAGGUGUUAUGAUGUCAUUACACAAAUACUACAGCUUAUGUAUUUGCAUCGGAUAUUAAUGCAAAUAUGUAAUUGCAGUAUUUGAUUUUGUAAAGGAGACCCACACGGUCAUAUUUUUAUUAUGAAAAGGUGAAUGAGUAUCUUUAUAUUGAUACUGAAUACUUCAGUUUUUCUUGUUCUAUCGACUCUGCAGAAACUACAGCUGGAUUAUCAAUUCUUAGAAUUUAUACUGGUGCUAUUUAUUUAAAAGAUUUAAACUUCCCAGAUUUACAUUUUAAGAAUUAUAGUAUCAAUAUAUCUUUUAAAAUAUAUGUAUAUGGCUCUAAUUUUCAGUACUUCCCUUAUGUCACUCUUAAAUAAUAAAGAGAUCAUGCACUCAACUAUAUUUAAGUCACAGAAUCAAAAUAAAUAAUAAGUUUAUUACAUUUUGACCGAAUCGGAGGGUUGAAACAUGAAGGUAGUCCUUGGUUAAUGAUGUGAUGUCACUUGACCAAGCUGCUUCAUAUGAUAGCUCCAGCGCUCCAGUUGUUCUUGUUAAGCGUUAAACAUGACACUACUUGGUUACCAUUUACAACUUCCUGACGGCUUCUCCACUUGCAUGUUUGCAAGGAUUGUUUUUUUUUAAUCUUCCUUGAACAUUUUAACAUUUGCACCAUGAAUAGGGGUAAUAUGAUAUUACUGCGGAACUGGAACUUAAGCUAGUAAAAAUCCUAAUGACAGAAUGGGUUAUGUACAAGAGCUUAGAUUAUUGAAAAUAUAAAUGAAACUGCUGUUUAAUUUAAUGGAUGAUUUCUGCUAGUUUUAUUGAAUUCUGCACACAGCACCUUUAAAGGAAACGUAUUUUCCAAGAAUGCAUGGAAUUUAUCUAAUCCUAGGAAAAGAUUUAGUUGCUUUAAGGGUUUGUAGUAUUAAUACUUUUGAGAACCACCACUUUUUACAAUUGUUUCCAUGCAUCUAUUAUCUUUAAAAUGAAAUGUAUUUAAAUUAUAACUAGAUUUGCACAUUAAUUUUGUGAUGUGCAAAUACUUUUUUAAAUGAAAAGUUUGUUUAAAUACAUUGAUAUACUAUUAACUCUUCUGAAUGUGUUAAUUAACUAUAGACCAUUUUCUUUCUCAACUUUUUAAAAUUCCAGAUUUCUAAAACAUCUGUUACCCUGUCUGUUACCUUGGGUACUAAUUUUAAUAUUGAUAUUUGGAAUUGAUUAGCAAAAACAUUUUUAAAAUAAACACUGUCAACAGAAAGUAACUUCUGUUUAAGUCUCAGUUAUGCAUAUUCAUUUUAGAUUUUAACUGGAUUAUCGGUAUGUUUUCAUAUAACAAUAAACCAAGAUUUCUUUGGGGAAUGGUUUGUUAAACAAAAAAAAAUGAAACAAGUAAUUGACUUUUUUUUAGCCAAUUCCAGGUUUAUUUUCUCGUGAAGUCUUAGUAUCACUUUAUAAUGCUUUGGUAAAACCACACUUGGAAUAUUGCAUCCAGUUUUGGUCGCGAGUAUAUAAAAAAGAUGUCGAGACUCAUUUAGAAAGAGUUCAGAGAAAAACAACAAAGAUGAUUAGGGGACUGGAGGCCAAAAUGUGGUUGGGUAAGUCCAGUCUAAAGAAAAGAAGCACUAGGGGUGACAUGCUAGCAGUAUUUCAAUAUCUAUGGGGUUGCUACAAGGAAGAGGGGAUCAACCAAAGCACCUAAAAGCAGGACAAGAGGUAAUGGAUGGAAACUAAUCAAGGAGAGAAGCAACCUAGAACUAAGGAGAUUUUUUUUGACAAUUCCAAUUAAUUAGUGGAAGUUGUGGGUGCUCCCAACACUGGAGGUUUUUAAGAAGAGAGUGGACAAACAUUUGUCUGAAAUGCUAUAGAGUUUCUUGCUUGAGCAGGGGGAUUAGAAGACCUCCAAGGUCCCUUCCAAUUCUGUUGUACUUUUAUUUCUUUGACCAUUAUUUAGAAGAAAUGGAUAAUGCAAAGUAAUAUACAUUUUUAAAUUCCAGGAAUAAAUUUAGGCUAUACUCUAAUGGAAUGGACACAUUCACAUCAUGAUCUUUGACUGUUGUGCUUUAGCUUCAGUGAAAGUUCCUUCUUUCUGCUGCCAUCAUUAUGCUAUAUCACACAAUCACGUUUGCUUUUGAAAUGGGUUCUAUUGAAUGAAACAUGAUUUACUUUUCAUUUACUUUACUUCUCAGUCAAGCAAAUUGUCAGUAUUUGUUAAACUUAUUUUUUAGAUGUAUUUAUCAUGGAGUAAAUUUACAUGUCAGCGUUACAGCGCUGACAUGAAAGGAGAGGAGAAGCUUGAACUUUUGCCUACUUAAUUCCUUUGAAGAUUCUGUUUCCUUGGAGAUGGGAGGAGGGGGGACAUUCCUGUGAUUUGACGGAGAUGGGAUGAGGAGAGUGGCUUGGAAGAUAGCCAAUGAGACGCAGAGAACGGUUUUACAACAGUUUAUAAAACCAGUAUUCAUCUAGUUCUGUUCUUAUAUAAUUAACUGAUCUUUCUGAGCUUGGCAUUGUCCUCAUAUGUUAGAUUAAAAUUCUCAUAAAUCCAAUCAGCAAUUAAAUUGUUUAAAUAUCAGGAUUUGACUAGGCAUUCAUAAUAUGAUUUCUGAUACUUGUAUAAUGAUUGAUUUAAUUACUGGUUUACAUAGUUGGGAUCAAAAUAAAACAAAAAACAAAAUGGUUUAUAUACAUAGACGAAUAAGAAAAUGAAAACACAAUCUUCAGUGUUCAUAUUUUUCAGUGUGAUUCUGGCAACAGUACAGAUUAAAUAUAUAUAAUAGAGAAAAAUGAGCAUAUGCAUAUCUAUAUGGUAUGAAAAUGCAUAUGUUGGUUCAAAACAUCCAUAACCACCUAUUAGAAAAAUUCAUAAAACGUAAGAUAAAAACAAAAACUUGAGCUUAUUAAUAAAUGCUUUAGGGAAAGCAUGUCCAAAAAUAUCCCAAACAUAGAUGGACGCAGGAUAAUGCAAUAAAAAGUUGGAACAUUUAAAACCAUAUUAAUAUUUGAAUAUCUCUUGACUUGAGUCUUAUUUUUUGGCUUGGAUAAUUCAUUUUAUCAAUGUAAUUGCAACAGUUUCAUAGAGUAAUGUAUGAAUCGAUAUUUUAAAAAAGCUGUGAAGAGUAUUUUUCUACUAUCUGAAGUUUAAAAUAUUGGGGCUGUUCUGUCCCCGUCUCACACACGCACACAAACAGUCACCAGGAGUUAAAAUAAACUUGCAGACAACAAUUUCCUUCGAUUACAGAAUUGGCAGCAACCCAGUAGCUGCUUGCCAAAAACUUUACUCACAGAGGGAGGUGUUCCUCCUCCGUCAGAUAAACCAAAAUAAAUUCACAAAGCCAAAGAAUUGUCAAGUCCAGUCCAUAAUAAAUUCAAGGAAGGCAGAUAACGAAGUUCCAGAGACACAGUAUGACUUGCUAGCUGAUCAGUUUUGUCCGUCACAAAGCCUGAAUGGCCACCACACCCCCUUUUAUCCCCUGUGGGGUGUGGUCCAGUGACUCAGCUUAAUCUCUGGCACGCCGCCUUCUCUGCUGCGUGUGCUUGUCUUUCCAACGCCGACGGGCAUCCAGCCAAGAUUUAUCUCCAUAGCUGUCUAACUGCGGCUGUUCGGAAAUGCCUGGCUCCUGGCCUAUCUCUUCUCCUUCGGGAGACACCUGAGGCAUUGCCAGAGAGGAGGUCCUGGAGAGGGAGGCCUUGCCAACUCCUUUCCUUCACUUUCGGAGUCUUCUCCCUCCGAUAAGACGGGCUCGGGGGUCGGAGUCACAACAGGUGCUGUCAUAUUCAUAAAAACAACUUGAAGAUUUUUUUUGUCAGAAAGAGGUUGCUCAAAUUUAAAUGAUUUUUUAAAUCAAAUAUCUAGGGUACAGAUGCAGCAUUCAUGAAAAAUAAAAUCAUAUAUAUAUAAAAAAAUAUAAAUAAAAAUUACAUUGGACUACAGGUAGUCCUCGACUUGCAGCAGAUCAUUUAGUGAACAUUCAAAUUUAUAAUGGCCCUGAAAAAAGUGAUUCAUCGUUUUUCAUACUUAUGAUCUUUGCAGCAUCUUCUCAGUCAUGUGAUCAAAAUUCAAACACUUGGCAACUGACUCGUAUUUAUGAUGGUUGCGGUGUUCUAGGGGUCAUAUGAUCACUUUGUGACCUUCUGACAAGCAAAGUCAGUGGAGAAGCCAGAUUCACUUUAUUACUAUGUUAUUAACAACUGCAGUGAUUCACUUAACAACUGUGGCAAGAAAAGUUGUAAAAUGGGCCAAACCCAUUUAACAACUGUCUUGCUUAGCAACAAAUGUUGGGCUUAACUGUGGUUGUACGUUGAGGACUACCUGUAGUUUGGCGCUUGAUUUCUAGAGAUAUGACAUCUCUAAUCAAUAAAUAUAGUUUUUUCUUCCUAGUGUUUUCCCCCAAGUACAGGGUCUGUUCUUCCCCCCUCCAUCAAGUGAGUAUUCAUCUAUUGAUUGCAACAGGAAUUGACUGACUGGUUUUGUCACCCAAGUCUGACAUUGUGAGCUGAAAGAGUGACUGGUCCAAAGUCACCCAGCCGGCUUUCAUGACUAAGGCAAGACUAAAAGAAAUAGAUUAUUCUUAAUCAAACUCUUGAAUAUAAGCUUUACGUUGGUUUGAAAAUGAACUUUUUUCAAUGUUGGCUAAUAAAAUAAACCUGAUCAUGAUGGCAUUAUUACCAUUAUCCCCAGUGUCAGAAUUUCUACUAUUUUCUCAUGUGUUUGAACAGGAAUUUAAAAUACUUUUGCUGAAAUAUUAUUAUUCUGCUCCUCUUCAGGAUGGACAACGUACAGUAAAAAUUCCUAGGGAACAACGAUUUUAUGAAUCCCAAUUCUACAAGAAGAAAAAAAACCAUAGAAUGACAUUUUGUGUAGUAAUUUUCAUACUAGUCAUAGGAAAAAGAAAAACGGAAAAAAGGAAAAACUAUGAACUGGAUAAAAUAAAUUAUAUAUCUUUAACAUCAAAUUAUUUCUCAUGUGAAGAAAUUCAUAGGAAGUGAGGUGGUUUGAGAAAAGGAAAUACAUAGGAAAUCUUUAACUGCUAAGUAAACUGACUAAAGAUUUGAAUUGGUUUGAAUACACUUUUUGCCAUCAAAACAAAUUCUAGAAUCUUGUUUUCAUCUUGGGUGAAGAUGUUUUAACUUACCUGCGUUUUUUUCAGAGAGGGUGAACAGUUUAUAAAACAAUGGUGGUCUCAAGAUGUUAAAACCAAAAAUUGUUUUCCAUUUCUAUUUGUGCACAGGAAGAGAUGAAUAUCUUUUAAACUAGCUAUAGUUAAACUUGUAACAAGGAACUGUGGUUAAAAUGGGUAAUGGAAACUUAUUUUUGAAUAUUUAAAUUUAGGUUUUGGGAAGUAUAUAUGUAAUUUUACUUACUGUAUAAUAAUUUUGUCUAGAAUAUCUUCGCCGUUAUAUUUCACUAUAUUUGACAAUUAUUUUUGAUACUGCAACAAAAAAGAUUUUCACGUUAAAUAGAGCCUGAAUAGCUCUGCAGACUAAGCACUGUAAUUUAACACCAGCUGUUUGCAAUUAAAGUAAUUUCAAAUCUUGCCAUGCUCAAGGUUGACUCAGCCUUCUAUCCUUUCUAAGGUAGGUAAAUUGAGGACGCAGUUUGUGGGGGCAAUAAGCUGACUUUGUAUAAAAUAUACAAAAGUAUGAAGGCUAUUGCUUAAUGCACUGUAAGCCGCCCUGAGUCUCCGGAGAAGGGCGGCAUAUAAAUCAAUUUUUUUAAAAAAAAAUAUUUCCUAACUAUUCCGUUGUGAGUUGUAAGACUGAGGAUAUUCUGUGAUCACUUAAAACGUGAUCUUUGAAUAAACUUCCUAUAUACAUCUGUUACAAAAUGUAACUAGAAUUUGUUUUAUUUACUGUACAUUAUCCUAUAAACUACAAAGUAGUUAAAGAUAAAGUACAAAAAUAUGGAAGCAGCAGGGAUUGCUUUGUGGAGGUGCAGUGGUUAGAAUGCGGUACUGCAGGCUCAGCUCUGCCCACAGCCUGGAGCUCAGUUCUGAUCGGCUCAAGGUUGACUCAGUCUUCCAUCCUGAGGUCGGUAAAAUGAGGACCCAGAUUAUUGGGGACAAUACGUUGACAUUUGUAAACCACUCAGAGUGCUGCAAAGCACUACGAAGCGGUAUAUAAGUCUAAGUACUAUUGCAGAUAGCCCUCACUUACCAAUUACAAUUGAGACCAGCAACUCUUGUCACUAAGCAUGCAGUUGUAAAAUGAGAAGUUACAUGACCAUGACUAUCAGUUCUGACUGCAUUUGUUAAGUGAAUUGCUGUGGGUUGCUGAGUACAGUAUCAUGUGGCUGAAAAUUGUGACUUCUGCUUAGAACCCAGCUGUGAAGGUGACAAAUGGUGAUCAGGUGACUUUGGGACACUGCAAAUCCUUAUAAAUGUGUGCCAGUUGCCAAACACAUGAAUCAUAAUUGUGUGACUACAAGGACCCUGUGAUGGCUGCAACUUGAGUACUAGCCAUAAGUCUUUUUUUUGCUCAUCAAGUGGUUGGUAAGUGAGGACUAGUUGCAUAUAUUGAUCUGCAUUGUUCCAUUUAGCUCUCCAGCAGAUCCUGAUGAGUUUCUAGAGAUAGUCAGCACUGUGAUAAAUCUUAUAGAAUGUAUUUUAAACUAGUUUUUUUAACCUUUAUUAUGCAGAAACAUGUAAACUGUAAGUUUUAAAAACUUGUUGAGCAAUUUCCUAAAUUUUGAAAUUUAGGUAGGUGAAAAAGUAGUUUCAGCUAAAUUGGUGAUUCAGAAAAGCAAAGCUUAAGGGCUAAUUUACUUGUUUCUUUAUUAGAUUUUUAUCCCAUCUUUUUUACAGUAUAAGUAACUCAAGGUGGGAAACAUAAUAUUCUUUCCAUCUCCUCUCUUCCCCAUAACAACAACCCUGUGAGACGGGUCGGGCUGAGAGAGAGUCAAAAAUCACCUAGCCAGCUUUCAUGCCUAAGGCAGGACUAAAACUCACAGUCUUCUGGUUUCUAGGCCAGCAUCUUAGCCACUACACCAAAUUGGAUUUAUGUUUUCCAUGUAAAAGAUAACAAGGUUAACUUUCAGCAUCACUAUCUAGAAGCAGGAAUGAGUCCCUGUGGAAAUUCAGGAGAGCUGUUACAAAGCAGAUGGUAUAAUUAAGUUAGGUGGCCAGUUCUCUGAUUCUGCAUAAGGUAGCUUUCUGAAAAACCUAGAAAUUUUCAUAAGUUACAUUGGAGAUACUGUUUCUGUAAACUCAUAGGGGCUGUGCUGUUGUAUUUAUACUAUGCUGAAUAUAAAGAAUAUGGCCUACAGUUUUUUUGAGGUACUGAAAUAGAUCUCAAGUUACAUAAAGUCUUAUUUCAGUUUAUUCAGUCAUUUUUGUUUUAAAUUUUACAAUAUUAUGAAGUUAUGGCUGUUUAUGAUCUGAAUAAAAAGUUGUGAGAUGUCAGCAUCUGAUGAAGCAGGAGGAUGUCUGUUUAAGUUACAGUUGGUGAGAGAAAUUUAGAGUGAUCUGUAUUCCUGAAGUACUGUGAUAUUCAGCGUGAUCUGAGCUUCAUCUGAUUCCCGUUAAAAGGUAAAGAGAUUCUGAUCAAACUCCUGAAAAAUAUACUACACAAGCCUUAAUUAAAUGAAUUGAGUCAGUAUUCAUUUCUUUUUUUGGAAAAUUUAUGAAAUUUUAAGAUACUUCCAAGGGACUAAUGAGUCAGGGCUGAUAUUGAGGGCCCAUCCCCAGAAAAACUACCCACAUCGGUGGUCUGAUGCUGUUCGCGAUACAGUAUUGUGAAACUAAAUCAUGUUAUGAUCGAAGGGGAUCUCUGCUCAUCUCAAGAGAAGGGGUUUUUCAUAAAGUACUAACAGAACCAUCAUCAAAGGCUUUGGCCUCCCACCAAUCCAUCAUCAACCUGAUAGUGUGUAAUUGGAGGGUAUGUCCAAUUACUGUUUUAGUUCCCAAGAGUGGCUACCCAUCAAAUAUCACUUGGUAAUGGCAAAUAUUUACUGGCCACUUGUCAUUGGUCAGAAGUUCAACACAAGGUAAUGACUGAAUGAGAGUGAAGUGUAUGGGAGGAUGUUGAUGAAAACAUUGCUAGACAGGAAGCACAUUGUCAUGCACCUCACAUUUAUCAAAAUCUAUCUGCAUGAUUCAGCAAGCUAUUGGAAUGUAUUCCUUGAGCAGAUGAGAAUAAAAUGAAAAAAAUUGCCUUGAAUGAGAGAUGCUGUAUUUGGGGACAAGACUGUGUUCCAACAACAGAACAUUAUGUUUACUGAAAAGCAUGGUGGUGUAAAUAUCAGGGUGUUUUUCAACCUCAGAAGCCACCUUAUAAUAAAAAGGAAUAUGGAGUUUGGAUUGUACAACAGAUUCUACAAGAGAUUGUCAGACCACACAAAUCUAUGGUAGAAUGGCUAAAGUAGAGUUAAGUUUCACAUUUUUAAAUGGCCAAGCCAAAUUCCUGUCCUUAAGUCAAUUGAAAUACUAUGAUACGAACAAGUUAUCUAGGACCAUCUAGAAAUAACAAUGAGUUGAAGGACAGGAGUACUAGCUAAAGGAGUUAUUAUUUAAUAUACUGUAGCUAAAGCUAUGGCUUAUAUUUUUCCAACAAAAGUCAUUAAAUGUUGGCUUAUAAAUGAUAUGACACAGUACCCUGUUUUAUAUGUUGUUGUUUAGCGAAAUGUAUUAAGGGGUUUUAAAUGAGGCUGAUAUAUUGCAGACCAUGGUAUUGCAAAAUCGAGUUCUGAAGUUUCAUUUAACACUAUGCACAGACUUUGAAAGGCUGAAAACUGCAUCUUAGAGCAUUAGAUGACUAAAAGAGUUUCAGCAUUUUGAUAUAUUUAAAAAACAGAAUCAACUAUAUUGACCAGGAAGCUAUUAAAUGUAUUCAUAUUGUGAACAUAGUUGACAAUUCAAGUGAUAUCUCGUAAGGAAAUAAUAAGUAUUAUGCAUAUUUAAGCAUGCAUAGUUCUGGAGAUGAUAAAAUAUGAAAAAAACAUUUUACUCUGCAUUAUAGAGUUUAAGGAAAUCUAUUAUAUUUGCUAUUUUAGCCAAAAUAAUAGUUUACCAUAUCCAGUGCAAAGGUUGUUCAAUGUUUAGCCAAGAAUGCUUCACAGGGGAUACAGCUUAGUGCAAUAACUUAUAUUUCUCUGUCAUACUAGCUUAUUAGAUAUUUUAAUGUAUCAUUUGUAUUCAAACUGGUGUCUCAAAUCUUUACAUGCUCUCUGACAUUCCUUUCUUUGCAUAUUAAGUGAAAAGCUCAAAAUAUAAUAUUUUUAUACUAUUAUCCUAUGUUCAAAUACUUAUGAAUUAAACCAUAAAUUUAUUCUUAUUAGAUAUUCUUUUAACAGAGGACUAUAGAGUAUAGGAGUACAGUAUGAAAAAAACUAAUCCAUAACUUUCUGCAAUGGCAAACAGCCUCUCCUUCCCCUGACAUUCUUGCACAUGUAUGGCGUGGCUUAAGAAGUUAAAGCUCCAGAAAGACUUUUAAACCUGCUGUCUCUGUUUUGGAAGUGGAAUUAGGCUUAUCCCAGUUUCUGCUGAAAUGAAAGAAUACAACUUAUGUUGAGAUGAAUUCAUGUGUUUCCUUCGACUCAAUUAAUUAGGAUAAUUUCCAAAAUAAAAGCCAACUUCUAGUUGCAAAAUACUGGCCCAGCAUAUAUUCUGUUACCAUGAGUUGAAAUUAUCUGCAGUUACUGUGUUAUAAAGCAAGAGGAGGGAGAUAAUACUGACUCAUGGACCAUACUUGCUUUUCUAGCUUUUGGUUAAGCAUUCCAAAAGCUGCUUCUGUAUUUGGCACUUGAACAUCUGUUCAAGUCUUUUGACUUAAGUCAAAUACGCCAUCCUCCUUAAAUAAAGUUGAAAAAUGUGGACGGGAAAGGACAUAAUGGGGAUACAGUUGCUUGAAAUGCUACAAGUAAAAGGAAGCUGUUAAGAUUCUGAAGUAUGGCUGAAGAUGCAAAAUCACCUGGGAAGGACGAAUUCUUUAUAAUAUUUCAGGACACUUGUACCAUGCAGAAUUAAGCAAGCAACUGUGAUCUUGGGGUUGUAUUGAGAAAGAGGAAUCAUCUUAAGAACAGUAAUCAUUAAAGCGACCAGGAUUACAACGAGGACACCAUUUUAAAAUUUCAAAGUUGGAGUACAGCUUCAUUCAGCUUUUGCUUGAAGAAUCCAUCUUGAAACUUAGAGAGCCCCACAUUACUUGAUCAAAUAUAUUGCUUCUGUGAAACUGAAGAGGAAACCUACAUCUGCAUAAGAACAAUGCUUGAAUUGAGUAUUUGUGAUAACUAUGUAAAUGUUCAGUCAUUAAAUGAUUCCAAAAUUA